AUGGCUGAUGUGUUUGGUAGAUUGCAGAGACCAAGCUCAAGAAGUCAACAGGGUGCUGCGGCAACACCAUGGGAUGAUGAAGCUCAACGUGUUGAUCACGAUGUUGUUGUAGUGGGUGAUGCGGAUCCGUUGACAGAUACACAUUGCGCUCAAGGGUCAGCUUCUAGACUGCGUUCUCGACCCCAGUCAAUGCAACGUUCAAGCCAGGAUUUUUGGACGGAGAACAGAGGCUUCCGGCUUUCUGAUAUUCUCAACCGACAGAUCACAAGAGGAGACUUCUCCUUGCAGAAUGUGCUAAGUACUGAACACGGACAUGCCUCAGAAGAAUGCACACAGGGCACCUCAGAUACUGAUCCGAUCAGCAAAGGCGUAGUCAACCUUCAUUUUGCUACCGAUCUAUUUGAAGGAUUCAUGAAGCACCUCAACCCCUUCAUCAGCCAAUUGGAUCCUACGCUACAUACCUUCCAGUACGUCCGAGGGAUGUCGUCGUUCCUAUUCACCGCCCUCUUGGCGGCAGCGGCAAAGCUUUUGCAUCCUGCGCUACGUAAAACUUUGCUUGCCCAUGCUGAAGAGCUUUUCCUAGAGAGCUUCCGCAGUGGUGCGAAAUCAGUUGAGACAGUUCAGGCCAUACUGAUCCUAACAUAUUGGAAAGAGCCCCGCGAUAACCGUGCAUGGUUAAACGUAGGCCAUGCUAUCAGGAUGGCCAUCGAGCUUGGUUGGCAUCAUCUUGGGGGUGAUGGAAUGAGACCCCCGGAGAACAUGUCUGAUCAGCAGGCGAAGCAAUUCAGAAACAUAGAAAGAACCUGGCUAGUGCUAUUUGUCUAUGACCGAAGCAUCAGCUUGCAGACCAGCAAGCCUUGGAUGAUUGAAAGGAGCAACUAUCUAGAAUCAGUUAGUAACUGGUACCUACAUCCUCUUGAAAUGGCCAACGAUCGGCUACUUUGCGCAUUCGUAUCCCUUCGCCUCAUCACCUCCACCCACUUCGAGAUGAUGACGACACAAUAUGCUCAACAUCAACGACCCGAAACGUCGCACUAUCGGUCUACGUUGCGUAUGGCUGAUGGGGAGAUUUCCUUCUUGAUCCCGUUCUAUGGCAGCUACGCACGGCUACUCUUAUACACUUCAUCACUGCGCACAUCGACCAAACUGAAGCACAGCGUGACUUCAGUCGAUACAGAGGCAAUUUGGAACAGCUACUCAAGCGCGCUUGACAUGCUCAAGCUCGUUCCUGAAACCUCGGCAUCUCAACUGUUAUACUUCGCCCAGGACAGUGUGCAUGUGAUGGUCGCCUACGCAGCGGUAUUCCUAAUCAAGCUAUUACUUUCGGCACCAACAUAUAUCCGGACCGAAAUGGAAAUGCCAGCCUUGAACAGCAUUCGCAAUGCGGCGACAGUAUUCGAAAAACUUCAAGCGCCAUCCAACACGAGCUGCGCAUUGCAAGCAGCGUUCUUGCGCAAUGUUUCUAUCCAGCACGAAGCAAUGCAGGAGCGUCGUACAUCUUCGCUUUCGUACAUGCCGGCCGCGCCCGCUGCAGCCGUGGACCCUGCGACCCAUCAGCAAAGACCUGAUAUUUCUCCAGCGUACACUGAUCAGGCCACCUUCGAUACUACGUCGGAAGAUGCAUCCACGUUCAAUAUUGACUUUGUAGACGACGAAGCCUGGGCCUUUUUGUUUGCCAACGCUGGGUUUAACAUUGGCCAGGGUGCAUUUUUGUAACCAAACUGAACGCCACUGAAGACAUCACACGUUUAGUAAUAU
This is a messenger RNA of Alternaria rosae, 1758 nucleotides long. RefSeq lists its product as uncharacterized. NCBI's taxonomy places the organism in Eukaryota, Fungi, Ascomycota, Dothideomycetes, Pleosporales, Pleosporaceae. The transcript is spliced from 4 exons. Gene Ontology annotation, biological process: DNA-templated transcription; regulation of DNA-templated transcription. The record is from RefSeq and is a predicted model, not a curated record. The coding region runs from base 1 to 1716 and encodes 571 amino acids. Gene Ontology annotation, molecular function: DNA-binding transcription factor activity, RNA polymerase II-specific; transcription cis-regulatory region binding; zinc ion binding. Gene Ontology annotation, cellular component: nucleus.